Melitaea cinxia (Glanville fritillary) is the source of this 1452-nucleotide messenger RNA. RefSeq lists its product as uncharacterized. The transcript has a single exon. The record is from RefSeq and is a predicted model, not a curated record. NCBI's taxonomy places the organism in Eukaryota, Metazoa, Arthropoda, Insecta, Lepidoptera, Nymphalidae. The coding region runs from base 1 to 1452 and encodes 483 amino acids.
AUGAAUGAAAAUGAGAAUAACAAUAUGAAUGUGGAGGACAUUGUUAUUAUAAACAAGACGAGCAACGAUAUAAUAAACGAAAAAAUGUUAGCGACGGAGACAGGGGCGUAUUACCAAGAUGAAGACGGCGAACAAAUGGAAAGAUCAUUUAAAAGAGUAAGAAAUGAGAGUGAAAGUGAAUGGAUUACAGUUGAAAGAAAGGGUAAAAAAUUGAAAGAAAGUGAAACAAUUGAAAUAUAUAUAUCACACACGGAAGCUAUGCCAAAACAGUUUGCUUUUGCUAAAAUUUUAAAAGAAAAUAGUAUUCAAGAUAUUAUUAGAGUAAAAUAUAUUAAUCCAUACAAAGUAAGAGUAGAUCUUAUCAAUGAAGUUAGUGCGGAUAAGUUAGAGCAUUGCCAAGUACUCUUAAAUAAGGGAUGGCGAAUGCAAAGGUCGAUGGAGAGAAGUUUGUCGUAUGGUAUUAUAAAAUAUGUUGAUUUGGAUUUAACAGAUGAAAUGAUUUUGAAUAAUAUAUCAUGCAAUGAGCCAGCCAAAUUAAUUGCUGUAAGUCGUCUGAAUAAGAGAGGUCCAACAGAGGAUAAACGCUGGAUACCUAGCGAAGCCGUAAGACUAUGUUUUAAAGGUGCGUAUAUUCCACCAUUUGUAUUUGUAGAAGGCCUAAGAAUAAAAGUCGAACGUUACAUAUUUCCAGUGACCCAGUGUGCACAGUGUUGGAAGUUUGGUCACAUUACAAAAAGAUGCCCAUCAAAAAAAGUUAUUUGUCCAAAAUGUGGCAAUAAUCACCCUAAUUGUGAAACUACUUCAUUCAGGUGUGUGAACUGUAAAGGGAACCAUAUGGCGCUUUCCAAAACAUGUUCCCACUAUUUGAAGGAGAAAAAGUUGAGAGAGAUCAUGAGUGAGUUUAAUUGCACCUAUCGGAAGGCCUUAACUAUUUAUGUUGCCCCCUCACAAGAAGAUAGUGAAGAGAUGAACUUUGAACACUCACAACAACAGGAAUUACCCCAAAACCUACCCCUAAGCACUGAUACACCAUUGCCUUGUGCUCAAAGUACGUCUACUACUGCAUCUUCAUUCGCAGAAGCAUUAAAAUCUAAAGGACAUAAAUCGAAGCCAACAAGAAAACUUACAAAUGAGCACAAACAACAACAGCAACGCAAACAUCACGAUUUCGAUUAUACUUCUCAAUGUGAAAUAGUUUCAGAUAACGAAGAACUUCUUACGAACCAGGACUUCAGAAACUCAGAAUCUGAACCAAAUAAAUCAAGGAACGUUUCUUUCGGUGAGCUCAUUUCUCGUAUCAAGGAUAUGUUGUUUAUAAGAGAUGUCACAAUGCCAGACAAAAUAAGAACGAUAAUUAAGUUGUGUAUUGAGUGGUUAAUUUUAUUAGUUGUUGAUAACGUUGCGGACUGGCCGUUGUUGAAAUGUAUUUUAGAUUAUUUUAAAGAUGGAUAA